CUUGUUUGGCUAAGCCGGGAAGUCACAAGCCUUUGAAUUCCACGUUAAUGUAGCCAGCCCCAUCCCAACUCUCUCCUCCUACAUACACAUAUAAACUUCAUGACUCCUUUGAUGAUGAGAUGUGAUUGAUGACUAAAUACACAAAACCCAAAAUUAAUUGAGUGAGGCCCCUCCGUUUUCUCGGUCAUUACACACCCUCAUGUGUCUCUUGCUUUGCAUUAACACUCUUCAUUUCCCUAAGGUCACUUCACCCCCUUUUUUUUCUCUAUUUUUUCCCUUAACACCUUCACAAGUAUCAAUCACUUUAGUUUUCUCCCCUGUUUUCCUCUGUUUCGGAAAUGAAGAGCUCUCUAUCUUCAACCACAUGUGGCAAGCUUAUGAUCCUCUUGCUCCUCCUCCUCCUCUUUCUUUUCUCUUCAGCCAAUUGCAAAGUUCCAUCGUCUUCCACUUCCUCAGGUAACAACCAUCACCCCCACUUUCGUUACUGUGACUCUUUUACCAAGAGAAACACACGUUCCUUGUGCAUUUCACUUCAAAGGAUCCAUCAAAGACUACUAACUCAAGCAGUUCCACCCUCCAAGGAGAAUGGAAUUGACCCAAGAUUUGGUGCAGAGAAGAGACUAGUUCCAUCUGGGCCAAACCCACUUCACAAUUGAUUAUACCAAUUCCCUAGCCACCAAUUUCACCACAGUUAACAUCCUUAUUAGGCAUAUAUAUAUAUAUAUAUAUAUAUAUAUAUAUAUCUUUGUUCUAGAACCAGCAUGUACAACUUCAAUAAACCAAUUUCAUCUCACCCUUUUGUGAAUUAAGUCAAAACCCUUUGAUUCUUUCUUCACUGUUCAUGACUACCACCUUUCUUGGUAACCUUUAUGGCUCUAAACACACGUUUAAUCUUCAUCAAGUUCUUGCAUACCCACAUGGCAAGAAGAUGGAAUAUUCAUGUAUCAAUGGCUAGAGCUACUAUGGCAUGCAGAAAGAAACAAUCUUUGGGGAGGUUACCUGUUCAGUCUCCAAGAACCAUGAUUAAUAUUAUCUUUUUUUUGGGUUGAAAAAAAAGUGGGAGAUCCGAUAUACUAUCGAUUAAAGCAUCAAUGACAUGUUGGAGUUAUCAGAAGCUCAGAACCAAGAUUAAUAUGAUACUUAGAUGAAGGUUCUAUAAGCUUGUCUUUUAUUUUUUGUGUGACAAAAAUUGUAUAUUGUAUUUAACUUUUUUUCUUUUCACUUUAGUAUUAUUGGGCAAUACCCUUUUGGCCAUUUCCAUGCUUGUUUUUGGUUCUGUGGUCAUGUAAUUAAGGACUAGGGUUUGAGAGAGGAUAGAGAAUGUUGUAGAAAAGAAGGGCUGAAUCUGAAAACAAGCAUGGAAAUGGUCCUUUAUGGGGCAGCUUUGAAGAGAAUAUGGUUGGAGUUGUAGGUCACGAUGACCCCAUGAGUUUCAUUAAUAUGGAGCCACCAAAGGACAAGGACGUAUCUAUUUAUGGUUUCGGUCUGUUUCUCAGGUCAAAUUGGGCUCAUUCUUUACACCAUGUCGGUCAGCAACAUUUUGUCUUUUUAAUUUCUAAAUAUUCCUUUAUAGUUAAUAUUUGAUUUAAUGGAUAUGCAUGGCUUCCCCUAUGUUGUUUUUUUAUUAUGCUUACGUGUAUCAUAUUAUUAUU
Messenger RNA from Cajanus cajan (pigeon pea), 1652 nucleotides. Its product is annotated as CLAVATA3/ESR (CLE)-related protein 9. Lineage: Eukaryota; Viridiplantae; Streptophyta; Magnoliopsida; Fabales; Fabaceae. The record is from RefSeq and is a predicted model, not a curated record.